AGAUUAAUAAAGAAAAGACAGAAUGGCGAAGCCGGCGAAGAAUAAUAUUGAUUUAAACAACUGUUCCUCAACAGCGGAACUGACUGCCCACCCUGGAUUCCAAUCAUCCAUCAGCAUAAUAUCUGAGAACAAAGAAGACAAGCCCUACAAUCCUUUCGAGCAUAGAAUGCUUGAGCAUCCCAACACAACAAUCGGCACGAUCGUCCAUCUCUUCAAAGCAAGUAUUGGCUCAGGAAUCCUGGCUAUGCCCGCAGCGUUCAAAAAUGCUGGACUCGUCACUGGAUCUAUCGGGACCCUGCUAGCUGGUUUGAUUUGCACACACACAGUACAUAUUUUGGUAAAAACAUCGCAUGAAGUUUGCGUGGACGCUAAGAAACCUUCAAUGAGUUUUGCGGAAACAUGUGAGGCUGCCUUUACUUACGGGCCUAAAGGAGUGCGGAAGUGGGGACAUUUUGUCAAAAACGUGGUGGACUUCUCAAUGGUCUUGACUUAUAUCAGCGUGCUGUGUGUCUAUGUGGUUUUUAUCGGCUCCUCAUUCAAGGAAACCCUGGACGCCUACAUGCCAGACAACCAGCUCUCUAUCCAAACAUACUGCGCGCUGACACUAGUUCCCCUGGUCCUGCUGUGCCAAAUAAGGAACCUCAAGUACCUGGUGCCAUUCUCAGCGAUUGCCAAUGUGCUUAUCUUUGUCGUCUUUGCUAUUACCUUGUACUAUGUAUUCGUGGAUCUACCCCCUUUGAAAGAGAGGGAAAUGGUUGCUGAAGUCACACAAUGGCCCUUGUUUUUGAGCACUGUAGUAUUCGCAAUGGAAGGCAUCGGGGUGAUGAUGCCGAUGGUCAACGAAAUGGCCAACCCGCAGCAGUUCCUCGGCUGUCCAGGAGUCCUCAACAUUACCAUGACCGUUGUCAUCCCAUUGUAUGGAAUCGUGGGCUUCUUCGGCUACGUCCAGUUCGGAGACCAGGCCAAAGGCAGUGUGACGUUGAACCUUCCUCAGGAUGAACUAAUGGCCCAGAGUGCCAAGAUCUUGAUGGCCUUAGUCAUAUAUCUAUCAUAUGGUCUGCAAUUUUACGUGCCUAUGGAAUGGAUCACCAGAAUGCUGAAGAAGAGAGAAUCAGAAAAAUACGAGAACGUCAUACAGAUUUCUUUAAGGAUCCUUAUUGUUACUGUAUCAGUCGCAGUCGCAGCAGCUUUUCCUAAUCUGGAACUGGUCAUCAACUUCGUCGGAGCCAUCUUCUUUUCUACUCUUGGCCUUCUAACUCCUGCGGUAGUAGACACGGUCUACCACUGGGACAAAGACUUGGGAAAAUAUAAUUACGUACUAUGGAAGAAUACUAUCAUAGGAAUAAUAGCUCUUGUAGCUUUAGUGUCAGGAGCGUAUGUUUCCAUAUUGGGAAUGGUUGAAGAGUUCGGACAACAGGAAUUGGAAGGAAGUCACAGUAACGUAACAAGCUUAUGAGCGUCUAAAUAAUAUGAAUACGUAAAUAAAAGUAUAAUUUUCCAUCUGUGAUUGAAAACGGACUUUCUGUACAUUAUUAAUAAAUUGAUUUUCCACUGUGGCGUUAUAUUAAAAAUAUUUUCAGUGAUUGACUUUUAGUUAUGAUAAUUAUUUCAGUAAAGGCAAUCAAAUUUAAAUGUAAAACGAUGUAGUGACAAAUUUUUAACUGCCUUGGUGGCGUAGUCUUAGUGCGGCACGACUGCAGCGCUGAGAUCUCUGGUUCGAUAUCCUGGGAAAGUGAUAUUGGGUUUGUCUAUUCAAUAUCAGCUCGUAGUGCUUAAUUUGUGUCCGAUAUGGUACUUAAAAAGCUCGCCCCUUAUUAUGUCAUGGGGCGGAAUACGCAUAGCAGAAAGUGGGUGCACCUAUUGCGCCUCUGCUUACACCUUUAAGUAUAAAAUGCGUGAAUGUAUCUCUAAACAAAGUUAUGCAUUUAUUUCUAUAGAAAAUGUAUAUAUAGGUUAUUUUCAUGGUAUACUAAGGCAUUGCAAAAUAAAUUUAGAUUGGAGGGAAUUAACACUACUUUUUAUGUACUAUACAAAGUGUUUGAAAAUAUUACUUGUAUAUAAUAUGUUUUAUAUAUUUGUAUUAAAAUAAAAUAUAGUACAAAAUUUCAUUAUAAUUUUUAUUUUGUAGUUAGGAUUUACAAAAGUCAAUUAGGCCUCUCGAGUUAUAUGUAAACCAGUGCAGUACACUUCUCGAAUGUCUUCCUUAUAAUACUAAUACUUCCCUUAAUACUAAUAAUUCAUUUAAAUACUUUAUGAUUCAGUUUUAUUUGUAAUCUUUAUUUUUGCGCCCUUGCCCACAAUUAAUAAUUUGAAAGGCCACGACAUAAUGGUUGUUUUGUUAUUCAUAGAUUUAAAUUUAUUAUAUGGACAGUUGGCUAGCUAAUUGUGACAUUGAGUUUUAUAAGUAUGUGGAAUCAGCACCACAUUAUUCACAUUUUUUAACUAAGUCUCAAUUAUUUGAGAAAAUCGGCAAUUAUGACAUUAAAAUGUUGCCCCAUCAUUAACAAUUUGAGAGAAGAAAUUUUUACGUUUUACUGUAAUAACAAAGAUAUCUUUAGUGUGUUCCUAACAAAAUAUUAAACGUGAUACGCAUAUUUGCAAUUUUGUUGAAAAAUGCCCGUCACUUUUCACACUGAAUGGCUUUAAGCACAAAUAAAUAUGAUUUUCAUCGCUUCAGUAAUAUUAUAUAUUUUGUUAUAUGUAUUAUUGUGGCGAAUAUAUAUAUUUUUCUUUGUAUAAAAAGUGAGUUGUGUUUUACAGGAAUAAUAGUUAUUUUUAUAAUUUGUGUUAUAUUUAAUAUAAUUAAUGUACAGGUAACUUAGAUAGGAGUUUCAACUCUAGUAUAACAUUUAAGGUGCGUUUCCAUAAACAGAAGACGGGCGUGCGGUGCGUGCGACGUGCGGAUAAGAAAUGUGGAGUUUCAAUAUUACCUAAUUAUUUAUCUUUAUGUUGAAAGUAUUUUUUACUGUUUAAUUUAUUUUAAAUAUAAAAAUGCAUAUAAAAAAAAUCAAAUGAUAUCCAAUGAUUAUUAUUAUUUUUUGCAAUGACAUUGAAAUAACGACUUAGGGUGACCAUUUAUAGUGAGAGGCUCUACUCAAGUAAGUGCCGGUUCUUGCGAGGGUUGUGGUUGUAUGUACUUGCGUAAUACCUUAGAUAUUACGGAGAGAGAGUCGAAUGGCGUGGUUUUAGUCGGUAGGGAUAAACAUUUAUAUUUUAAUUGUUUUAUUUCUUCGCGUAUCGUCGGCAAAACCUUGAUCACUAUAUCAGAUUUAUCUCCUGUUUGCUAACAUUUCUGCCAAAGCGAAGCGGAGCGGAAAAUACGAUAUAACUAUCAUUUCUCGUCUCUGCACCUUUUGUCGCUUAAAUGGAAACGCACGCUUAUA
Molecule: messenger RNA, 3383 nt
Organism: Manduca sexta (tobacco hornworm)
Lineage: Eukaryota; Metazoa; Arthropoda; Insecta; Lepidoptera; Sphingidae
Product: proton-coupled amino acid transporter-like protein pathetic
Exons: 9
Coding region: 23-1456 (477 amino acids)
Biological process (GO): amino acid transmembrane transport
Cellular component (GO): vacuolar membrane
Molecular function (GO): amino acid transmembrane transporter activity
Source: RefSeq, a predicted model, not a curated record